AUUGAGAGUUCAUCUUGGUGGAUUUUUCCUUUGAUGAAUAUGAAGUGUCCUUCCUUAUCUUUUUUGAUGACUUUUGGUUGAAAAUCAAUUUUAUUUGAUAUUAGAAUGGCUACUCCAGCUUGCUUCUUCUGACCAUUUGCUUGGAAAGUUGUUUUCCAGCCUUUCACUCUGAGUUAGUGUCUGUCUUUGUCUCUGAGGUAUGUUUCCUGUAGGCAGCAGAGUGCAGGGUCCUCAUUGCGUAUCCAGUUUGUUAAUCUAUGUCUUUUUAUUGGGGAGUUGAGACCAUUGAUGUUGAGAGAUAUUAAGGAAUAGUGAUUAUUGCUUCCUGUUAUAUUCAUAUUUGGAUGUGAGAUUAUGUUUGUGUGCUUUUCUUCUCUUUGUUUUGUUGCCAAGACGAUUGGUUUCUUGCUUUUUCUAGGGUGUAAUUUGCCUCCUUGUGUUCUGCUUUACCAUUUAUUAUCCUUUGUAGGGCUGGAUUUGUGGAAAGAUAUUGUGUAAAUUUGGUUUUGUCAUGGAAUAUCUUGGUUUCUCCAUCUAUGUUAAUUGAGAGUUUUGCAGGAUACAGUAACCUGGGCUGGCAUUUGUGUUCUCUUAGGGUCUGUAUGUCAUCUGUCCAGGAUCUUCUGGCUUUCAUAGUCUCUGGUGAGAAGUCUGGUGUGAUUCUGAUAGGUCUGCCUUUAAAUGUUAUUUGACCUUUUUCCCUUCAUGUUUUUAAUAUUCUUUCUUUGUUUUGUGCAUUUGGUGUUUUGACUAUUAUGUGAUGGGAGGAAUUUCUUUUCUGGUCCAAUCUAUUUGAAGUUCUGUAUGUUUCUUGUAUGUUUAUGGGUAUCUCUUUCUUUAGAUUAAGGAAGUUUUCUUCUAUAAUUUUGUUGAAUAUAUUUACUGGCCUUUUCAGUUGGGAGUCUUCACUCUCUUCUAUGCCUAUCAUCCUUAUGUUUGAUUUUUUCAUUGAGUCCUGGAUUCCCUGUAUGUUUGGGGCCAGUAGCUUUUUCCGUUUUACAUUUUCUUUGACCGUUGUGUUGAUGAUUUCUAUGGAAUCUUCUGCUCCUGAGAUUCUCUCUUCUAUCUCUUGUAUUCUGUUGGUGAUGCUUGUAUCUACGGCUCCUUGUCUCUUCCUUUGAUUUUCUAUAUCCAGGGUUGUUUCCCUGUGUACUUUCUUUAUUGCUUCUAUUUCCAUUUUUAAUUCCUUCACCUGUUUGAUUGUGUUUUCCUGGAAUUCUUUCAGGGAUUUUUGUGAUUCCUCUCUAUAGGCUUCUACUUGUUUAUUUAUGUUUUCCUCCGUUUCUCUAAGGGAGUUCUUCAUGUCUUUCUUGAAGUCCUCCAGCAUCAUGAUCAAAUAUGAUUUUGAAACUAGAUCUUGCUUUUCUGGUGUGUUUGGAUACUCAGUGUUUGCUUUGGUGGGAGAAUUGGGCUCCGAUGAUGCCAUGUAGUCUUGGUUUCUGUUGCUUAAGUUCCCCACUUGCCUCUCGCCAUCAGGUUGUCUCUGGUGUUACCUUGUUCUGCUAUUUCUGACAGUGGCUAGACUGUCCUAUAGGCCUAUGUGUCAGGAGUGCUGUACACCUGUGCUCCUGUUUUCUUUCAGCCAGUUAUGGGAACAGAGUGUUCUGCUUUCGGGCGUGCAGUCUUUCCUACCUACUGGUCUUCAGCUGUUACUGUGGGCUUGUGUCCUGAUUCUACCAGGCAGGUUGCUUGGAGCAGAAAAGUUGCUCUUACCUGUGGUCCCGCGACUGAAGUGGCUCCUGGAGGGCUGCUUUUCAGCUCUCAGUGAGGGCGGCAACCAGGAGGGCCUGAGCUGCCUUUUCCUGGGGACCCCGUGCACUGGGGUCCCAGAUGGUAUUAGGUGUUUUUCUCUGGAGUCAGAAAUGUGGGCAGAGUGUAGUCUCUUCUGACUUCCCAGGUAUAUUUGCCCCUCUGAAGGUUUAGCUCUCCAUCCCAUGGGAUUUGGAUGCAGAGAACUGUUGACUAGUUCCCUUCAGGUCCGGGCGGUGUCUGGACUGUGGGGGAUCUGCUGUUCAAGUGCCCCUAUCUUCCGGUCCCUAGAGGCCGUAUACAGUUUCCUCUUGGGCCAGGGAUGUGGGCAGGGGUGGGCAGUGUUGGUGGUCUCUCCCGCUCUGCAGUCUCAGGAGUGCCCACCUGUCCGGGCAGUGAGCUCUCUCUCCCAAGGGGUGAUUUUGGACUGUUUUAUUUAAAUCCUUCACCUGUUUGUAUUUUCCUGUAUUUCUUUAAGGGAUUUAUUUGUUUCCUCUUUAAGGGCUUCUACCUGUUUGCUUUCUUUAAGGGAGUUAUUUAUAUUCUCCUUAAAGGCCUCUAUCACCUUCAUUAGAUGGGAUUUUUAGGUUACAGUCUUGCUCUUCAGAUGUGUUACAGUAUCUGGGGAUACCUGUAGGAAGAAAAUUGGGUUCUGAUGAUGCCAAAUUACAUUGACUUCUGUUCUUGUGCUUGCCUCAACAUUUGGUUAUCCCUGGUGUUAGUUGGCCUGGGUGUCUCAGACUGGAGCAGGCCUCCUUUGGAGGCAGGUAGAGCUGUAUAACUUGGGUUAGAGCAGGCCUUCUAGGAAGAAGGCAGUGCUGUCUCUGGUUAGGGCAGACUUCCUGUGUCCCUUGUUAUAGCAAGCCUCCUCUGACCCCAUGUCCCUGGUUAGAGCAGACCUCCAGUGACACAGGCUGGAUUUGGUGUCCAGAGGAAGGCACUUUGAUCUGCCAAGGGUUCAGAUGAAGGUGCAGACAGGAAAGAUGAUGGGGCUCAGGCAGAGUUGGAUACAUGGGUGGGGAAAAGGGAAGGUAACCUGUAUGGUUCAGGAGUCUCAGGUUUGAUAAAGUGAGGGGAGGGCAGCUGGAGACAACAGGCUGCUCAGGGCAGCUUGGUGUGCCACAGAGGGCUCAGCCAGCAGGGAAGAUUGGUGGGGGAAUGGAAGCUUACCUGUAUGGUUCAAGAGUCUGGUGUAGGUAGAAGAGAGGCAGUGGGAGAUUGGUGGUCCCCCUGGGCUGUCAGGUUGCUCGGGGUAACUUGGCUUGACCCAGAGGGCUGCUCUUCUUAGCUGUUCUUAUGAACUUUACCAUCAGGCUGUCUAACUCCAUAAAAUGUUUGUAGGUAUUUUUGAAAUUGCAUUACAUUUAUACAUCAACCUAGGGAGAACUGACUUUUUUUAAAUGUUGAGUUUCUCAGGGAAAAGUCAAAUUUUAUUACCAUUGUUCCACAAUCUCUUCAAUGGAAUCCAGAAUCCUUAUUUGGUUAUAUUAGGCACAUCCACAAAUAAAUUUGAACCAAAAUAAUGUAAUAUUUGCAGAUAAUCCUGGGAAUGUGGUGACCUUGUAGUAUAGCACAAAGAGCAAAUUCUUGAAUAUGUUUUCCUAACAUUUGUAACAGUGUGUGAAAUCAGCCACUGUGCUUGCCGAGACUGCCCAGUCCCUUUGUUUCAAGGCUGUUUGACUUUUGGUUCAUACAAAAGAAAGUUUGUCACAAGUAGGAUAUAAUUAAACUCUCUUGCACCCUGAGUUAUAACAGAAGACCAUCUUUUGAGACCUUGGAACAUGUUUUGAAGACGACUUAAAUAUUCUCUCCCAGAAAUUGAAAUCCCUGAAGUCUCAAGAAAAUGUAACACUGCUUUGUUCUUAACUAUAAUAAUUUUAUCUUCAUCAUCAAGUUAUUUUAGCUAAGGUCAGUGGCAUAAUGUGUACUGUGGCAAAGUACUACACUAAGUAGGUGAGAAGUAACAGAAAUUUGGUUGUCUGGUGGUUUAAUGUUUUUGCCUGGAAUUUUCCUUCAUUUUUCUUCUUCAUAUAAUACUACAUUUUUAUAGUCUAUCUAAUUUAACCAUGCUAUUGUCUGUUCUUCAAUGUUAUGUAGGCCUUUUCGAGGGUUUAUAGUUGCUGUUGUUUCUGCUGUUGCUUCUGUUGUUGUUGACGUUGUUACAGCAGAAGAAGGAAAAGGUAGGAGCAUUUGAACUCUUUUAUAUGUAACUAGAUUCUUUCCUUUUAUGUUUUCUCUCAUCAUUUAUUUUUACUGGAUAUUUUUAUUUACAUUUCAAAUGAUAUUCCCUUUCCUGGUUUCCGAUCCAUAAGCUCCCUAUUCAAUCCCCUUCCUUCUCCUUCUAUAAAGGUGUUCCCCCUCCCCAACGAUCCCCUUUCCACCUCCCCGCCCUGAUAUUCACCUACACUGGGAGGUCCAGCCUUGGCAGGACCAAGGGCUUCUCCUCCCAUUGGUGCACAACAAGGCCAUCCUCUGCUCCAUAUGCAGCUAUAGCCAUGGGUCUGUCCAUGUGUACACUUUGGAUGGUGGUUUAGUCCCUUGGAGCUCUGGUUGGUUGGUAUUGUUCUUAUGGGGUUGGAAGUCCCUUCAACUCCUUCACUCCUUUCUCUAACUCCUCUAAUGGGGACUCUGUUCUUAGUUCUAUGGUUUGUUGCUAGCAUUCGACUCGGUCUUUGUCACUCUCUGGCUGAGCUUUGCAGGAGACAGCUAUUUCAGACUCCUGUCAGAGUGCCUUAAUAGGCAUCAGCAAUAUUGUCUGGGCUUGGUCGGUGUAUGUAUGUGGGCUGGAUCCCCAUGUGGGGCAGACUCUGAAUGGCCAUUCCUUCAGUCUCUGCUCCAAACUUUGUCUCCAUAUCUCCUCAUAUGAAUACUGUUGUUCCCCUUUUUAAGAAGGACUAAAGCAUCCACACUUUGGUCAUCCUUCUUCUUGAGCUUCAUGUGGUCUGUGUAUUGUAUCUUGGGUAAUCCAAACUUUUGAGCUGACAUCCACUUAUCAGUGAGUGCAUAUCAUGUGUGGGGAUGUAUGUGUGUGUGUGUGUGUGUGUGUGUGUGUGUGUGUGUGUGUGUGCUUGGAUUACCUCAUUCAGCAUAUUUUCUAGUUCCAUCCAUUUGCCUAUGAAUUUAAUGAAGUCAUUGUUUUUGAUAGCUGAGUAAUUACUCCAUUGUGUAAAUGUACCACAUUUUCUGUAUCCAUUCCCGUGUUGGAGGACAUCUUGGUUAUUUCCAGCUUCUGGCUAUUAGAAAUUCGGCUGCUAUGAACAUAGUGGAGCAUGUGUCCUUGUUGUAUGUUGCAGCAUCCUUUGGGUAUAUGCCCAGGAGUGGUAUAGCUGGGUCCUCAGGUGGUGCAAUCUCCAAUUUUCUGAGGAACCUACAGACUGAUUUUCAGACUGGUUGUACCAGCUUCCAAUCAUACCAAAAAUGGAGAAGUGAUUCUCUUUCUCUACAUCCUUGCCAGUACCUGUUGUCACCUAAGUUUUUGAUCCUAGCCACUCAGACUGGUGUGAGGUGGAAUCUCAGGGUUGUCUUGAUUUGCAGUUCCCUGAUGAUUAAGGAUGUUGAACAUUUUUUAGGUACAUCUCAGCCAUUUGAUAUUCCUUAGCUGAGAAUUCUUUGUUUAGCUCUGUACCCCAUUUUAAUAGGGUUUUAUGGCUCUUUAGAAUCUAACUUCUUGAGUUCUUUGUAUAUUUUGGAUAUUAGCCCUCUAUUGAAUGUAGAAUUGGUAAAGAUCUUUUCCUGAUAUGUUGGUUGCCAUUUUGUCCUAAUGACAGUGUCCUUUGCCUUACAGAAGCUUUGCAGUUUUAUGAGGUCCCAUUUGUCAAUUCUUGAUCUUAGAGCAUAAGCCAUUGGUGUUUUAUUCAGGAGAUUUUCCCCAAUGCCUAUGUGUUAGAGGCUCUUCCCCAUUUUUUUGUCUAUUAGUGUGAGUGUAUCUGGUUUUAUGUGGAGGAUCUUGAUCCACUUGGACUUGAGUUUUGUAUAGGGUGAUAAGAAUGGCUGGUUUGCAUCCUUCUACAUGCUGACCUCCAGUUGAACCAGCACCAUUUGUUGAAAAUGUUGUCUUUUAUUCCACUUGAUUUAAAUAUCAAGUGACCAUAGGUGUGUGGGUUCAUUUCUGGGUCUCAAAUUCUAUGCCAUUGAUCUACCUGCCUUUCUCUAUACCAAUACCAUACAGUUUCUAUCACUGUUGCUCUGUAAUACAGCUUGAGGUCAGGGAUUAUGAUUACCCCUGAAGUUCUUUUAUUGUUGAGGAUAGCUUUCACUAUCCUGUUUUAUUGUUAUUCCAAAUGAAUUUGCAAGUUAGUCUUUCUAACUCUAUGAAGAAUUUAGUUGGAAUUUUGAUGGGGAGUGCAUUGAAUCUGUAGAUUGCUUUUGGCAAAAUGGCCAUUUUUACUAUAUUAUUCUGCCAAUCCAUGAGCAUGGGUAUGUUGUGACUUUGUUUUUAUUAAAUUCUAAGAAGUAUUUAAUUUCUUUCUUUUUUUAUUCCUUGACUGAGUUAUCAUUGAGUAGAGCAUUGUUCAACUUCCAUAUAUAUAUAUGGGCUUUCUAUCGUUUUUGUUGUUACUGAAGACCAGCCUUAGUCUGUGGUGAUCUGAUAGGAUGCAUGGGAUUGUGUCUAUCUUCCUGUAUCUGUUGAGGCCUGUUUUGUGACCAAUUAUAUGGUCGAUUUGGGAGAAGGUACCAUUAGGUGAUGAAAAGAAGGUAUAUCCUUUUGUUGUGAAUGAAAUUUUCUAUAAAUACCUAUUAAAUCCAUUUGGCUCAUAGCUUCUUUUAGUUUCUCUAUGUGUCUGUAUAUUUUCUGUUUACAUGAUCAGUUCAUUGAUCAGAAUGGGAUAUUGAAAUCUCCCAAUAUUAUUAUUGUGUGAGGAGUAAUGUGUGCUUUGAGCCUUAUUAAGGUUUCUUUUAUGAAUGUAGGUGCCCUUGCAUUUGAAGCAUAGAUAUUCAGGAUUGAGAGUUCAUCUUGGUGGAUUUUUCUUUUGAUGAUAUGAAGUGUCCUUCCUUAUGUUUUUUGAUAACUUUUGUUUGAAAGUCAAUAUUUGAAUGGCUACUCCAUCUUGUUUCUUGGGACCAUUUGUUUGGAAAAUUGUUUUUCAGCCUUUUACUCUGAGGUAGGGUCUGUCUUUGUCUCUGAGGUUUUUCCUGCGUGCAGCAAAAUGCUGGGUCCUCUUUAUGUAUCCAGUCUGUUAGUCUAUGUCUUUUUAUUGGAGAAUUGGUUCCAUUGAUGUUAAGAGAUACUAAAUAAUAGUGAUUGUUGUUUCUUGUUAUUUUUGUUGUUAGAGGUAGAAUUAUGUUUGUGUGGCUCUCCUCUUUUGGUUUCAUUGCAAAGAGAUUAUUUUCUUGCUUUUUCUAGAGUGUAUUUUCCCUCCUUGUGUUGGAGUUUUGCAUCUAUUAUCCUUUGUAGGGCUAGAUUUGUGGAAAGAUAUUAUGUAAAUUUUGUCUUGUCAUGAAAUAUCUUGGAUUUUGCAUCUAUGUUAAUUGAGAGUUUUGCUGGAUAUAGUAGCCUGUGCUUGCAUUUGUGUUCUCUUACAGUCUGUAUGACACAGUCUCUGGUGAAAAGUCUGGUAUAAUUCUGAUAGAUCCACCUUUAUAUAUUGCUUGACAUUUCCCCCUUACUACUUUUAAUGUUCUUUCUUUAUUUUGUGCAUUUGUUUUUUGACUAUUAUAUGCUGUGAGAAAUUUCUUUUCUAGUCCAAUGUAUUUGGAGUUCUGUAGGCUUCGUCUAAGUUUAUGGGCAUCUCUUUAUUUAGGUUAGGGACGUUUUCUUCUAUAAUUUUGUUGAAGGUAUUUACUGGCCCUUUAAAUUGAGAGUCUUUGCUCUCUCCUAUACCAAUUUCUUUAGGUUUGACCUUCUUCAUUGUGUUCUGGAUUUCCUGGAUGUUUUUGGUUAGUAGCUCUUUAUGUUUUACAUUUUCUUUGAGGGAUGUUUCAAUGUUUUCUAUGGUACCGUCUACCCCUGAGAUUCUCUCUUCUAUCUCUUGUAUUUUGUUAGUGAUUCUUGCAUCUCUUUCCUAGGUUUUCUAUCUCUAAGAUUGUCUCCCUAUGUGAUUUCUUUAUCAUUUCUAUUUCCAUGUUUAAAUCCUGUAUGGUUUUGUUCAAUUCCUUCACAUGUGUGGUUGUGCUUUCCUGUAAUUCUUUAAGGGGUUUUUUGUGUUUUCUCUUUAAGGGCUUCUACCUGUUUACCUGUGUUGUCCUGUAUUUCUUUAAGGGAGUUCUUUAUGUCCUUCUUAAAGUCCUCUAUCAUGAUCAUGAGAUGUGAUUUUAAAUCCAAAUCUUGCUUUUCUGGUGCAUUUGGAUAUCCAGUAUUUGCUUUGGUGGAAUAACUUUGGUGGAAGGGCUCUGAUGAUGCCAAGUAGUCUUGGUUUCUAUUGUUUAGGUUCCUGUGCUUGCCUCUUGCCAUCAGGUUGUCUCUGAUGUUAGCUUGUCUUGCUGUCUCUGACAGUGACUUGAGCCUCCUGUAAGCCUGUGUGUCAGCACUCCUGUAGACCUGUUUGCUUUCAGCUAGAUCUGGAAACAGAGAACUGCUCCUUGGUUUGUGUGUUCUGAAGCCUCCAGGCGGGUCGCUUGGAGUAGAAGAGUUGUUCUUACCUCUGCUCCCAGUUGUAUUGGAGCUCCUCUCAACUGGCUUUCAGGUCUGGACACAGGCAGAAACUAGAAGGGUCCUGCCCCCUGACUGCUCCUAGUUUCCCAUAUCCAAAGGGCAGGUUCCUCUUGGACCAGGAAUGUGAGCAGAAGUAGUGGUCUCUCCUGAGCUGUCAUGCUUGUUCACCCUUUUGAUAGUCCAGAUCUCUCUCCCAUGGGAUUUGUGUACAGAGAGCUGUGGGAGCAGUUCAGCUCAGGGUGCAGGCAGAAACCGGAAAUGUCCUGUCCCAGACUGCUCCUGCUUUUGUGUGUCCACAGGCCACAAUGUGGGUCACUUGGAGCAGAAGAGUUGGUUUUAACUCUGCUCUCAGGUGUGUCGGUGCUCCUGGAGACUGGCUUUCAGCUCUGGGCUCAGGCAGAACCUGGAAGAUCCCUGCCCUUGACUGCUCCUAGGUUCCUGUGCCCAGAGGGCACAAAGGCACUAGGUGAGUUCCUCUUGGGCCAGGCAUGUGAGCAGAAGUGUCAGUGUCCCCUGAGCUCUCAGCAUUGUCCAAAUUUCUGAAAGUCUAGUUCUCUCCACCAAGGGAUUUGGGUACAGAGAGCUGUGGUAGUGGUUCAGUUCUGGGCACCAGCAGAAACCGGAAAGUUCCUGCCACUGACUACUCCUAUGUUCCUAUAUCCAUAGGGCACUAGGCAGGUUCCUCUUGGGCCAGGAAUGUGAGCAGAAAUGGUGGUCUCCCCUGAGCUCUCAGGAUUGUCCGUACUUCUGAGAGUCCAGCUCUCUCCCCGACAGGAUUUGGGUACAGAGAGCUGUGGGACUAGUUCAUGUCUUUUCUCUAUAUUAACAAAUAUUCUUGAAUACUUCUUGUAUCCACAUUGACUUAUUUAUUCUCAGUCUGUGUUUCAAAGAUCGCAGUUUUAAGCCAUCUAUGUCAAUUAUUUUAUAUUCAUUUGAUAUUUAUUAUUUUAAUACAUAUUCAUAACAUCUUAAUGAGAUUCACUGUGAUAUGUCCAUACUAGCCUCUAGCUUACAUGAAUCAUAUCUAACUCUGCUUUGUCACCCCAACCCUAGAACCAGUCUCAAACCCUAGAAAUCAGUAUUGCAUUAUCAGAUUCUCUAUUUCUUUUCCACAUAUGUGACAAAAUACUGAACAGUUUUUUUUAAGUCUUUGCCCUAAACUGUAUCCCACUCUUUCACUUUUCUGUUUGCUUUUUCAUCUGCAGGCUCAAUUUGUGACUAGUUUUUCUGAAUAUGCUUGACAUCAAGUUUAAGUUAUUAAUCAUCUUCCUUCAUGUGUAUCUUGUACCAUUUUGGUGUGUCUUCAUCUGCCACAAAUAUAGCAAUAGGUUGGAUGGGCUAGAAUGUAAUUCUUAUUCUCUUUAAUCACAAUUUUGUGUUUUAAAAUUUUCUGUUGUACCACUUUUGUGCAGGUUUAUCUUUCCUUUAUCAUGGAGCCAUGUAGCUCAGUGACCGCAUUUGAUUUCUGCUUAUUAACUACCCACUUCUAAUUGUGUUUUAUCAUAAACAUAUAUCUAUAUAUACAUGUGAGGGAGUAGGUAUUCUCCAAGAAGAAGCACACACAUACACCAUUUACACUUAAGAGUAAAUUUCUAGUCGGUGACUACAGUAGAUGUAUUAGUAAUGAUCAUCUGAUUUACCAUUUAUUCUUUAACUAAUUUCUACUUCACUAGCACUGUGUGUGUUUUCCCAGAACUUCUAAUUGUUUCUCAUCCUGGUGCAGGUUCACAAAGAUGGAUGUAAAGACCCCAAACAAACUGUUGGAGCUUGCUAUACAUAGUCUACUCAAUGAGGAGUCUGCAGCAAUCCAAGCUCUGGAGGAGAUUCCAAGAGAGCUUUUUGUUCCGUUGUUCAUUGCUGCCUUUGAGGGUGGGCAUAAGAAUGUAUUGAGUGCUAUGGUUAAAGUUUGGCCCUAUUACUGUCUCCAUAUUGGGUCAUUAAGCAUACAGGAGCCUCAACAUGAACUCCUAAAAGCCAUGAUUGAGAAUCUUCCAGUAUAUCCUGCACCGUCCUCUUCUUCUCGGGGACCUAAAUUGAGGAUCCUAGAUUUAAGGCAAGACACUGACUGUAGGAUCACAUGCCCUGAAGUCAGCACCAAAACACCUUCCUGUUUUUAUUCUUGUGCUUAUUCUGACCGCUCUAUCACAAAAAUAGAAAGGCAGCUUUGUUGUGUAAAUGCAGAGUGUAAGACUCUCUUACCAAGGCCUGUAGAACUACUAGUGGAUCUUUCCCUCGAUGGCUCCUUAAUGGAAAAGGAAUUUUUGGUUUUGCUUAUGUACAAAAUUGAGGAGAGUUUAGGGUCUUUGCAUGUGUGCUGCCGAGAUUUGCAAAUUGAUAAAUUGUGUAAAUGCAAAUGCACACUGAAAUUUCUUGAUCUCAAAUGUAUUGAUCAAUUGUCAGUUGAUAGGGGCUCACUGAGUGAUAUCACCAGCAUCCUGUGUCGGAUGAUCCACCUAGAAAGCCUUAGUCUGUCUAAUGUCACUUUUAGAUCUCUGAGUGGUAAAGUCUUUAAGAUUUUUCUCAGUCACUUGCAGCGUAUGGAACACCUUAAGGAACUCAGCUUGUCUUCAUUCUGCCUCAAAAAUCAUCUGGACAGAGUUCUCAGAAUCUUACCACCUGGUUUGGAUUUCUUGUAUCUGCCAUUCUGUGAUCUUUCGUACAGAGACUUCAAAUUUAUGUCCCAGAGUCCUCAGGUCACCCACCUAAAGCUACUAAAUCUUAGUAACAACCCAAUGUAUUGGGGUGACUUUGAGCCCUUUCACACUGUUCUGAUAAAUCUCUCUGGUACUCUUCAGCAUCUAGAGAUAAACCAUUGCCUUAUAAGUGAUUCUGCAAUGUCUGCUCUUAUUCCUGCCCUAAUUAGAUGUACCCGUCUCCGUGUGCUGGGCUUUGCUUCUAACCCCAUCUCAAUGCCUAUGCUUGUGAAUAUCAUGCAUAAUUUAACACCCAUGAAGGAGCUAAAAUAUGUGAUUUACCCUAUUCCUGUACAUUGCUAUGAAAGAUGGCAUUUUCAGGGCAGUUUAGACAGACAGAAACUUGCCAUUGUACAGCUACAACUGAAAGCAAUGCUAGAGCUUGCACAUAGAGAGGACAUGAACUGGAUCACUUACUGCGAGUAAAUUUCACAGUCCAACACAGUGUUAAUCUGACAUGUACCAUUAAAGUACUAAUGUUAUUUCCUAGACCCGUAGACUUGAUCUUUAAGGUUCUUACGUUGUACAGAAUUGCACUUAGGAAGGAUAGUGCAUAACUUAGCAAAAACUGAAGGACUUCAAGAGUUUCUUGUCACUAUUGACAGAUUACUGACAAUAGUAGCUUUUAUAUUUUUAUAAGAUGAUCAAUUCCUGCUAUGCUGUAUCCCUGUCCAUACUCUUUGGUAUGCUUGUGGGCACACACAUAAAUCAACACAAUGACAGCCUUUCCUGUCUGUGUUUGUAAAAAAGGGCAGUGGGUUUUGAAGACAGUCCUUUCAUCCCAUAAGUCACUUUAGGCUGUUUUGGGUUGCUUAUGGGAAACUAUCAGGAUUUAACAGUAGUUUGGGAAAGAAUGUAGUAGAGGCCCUGAGAUUUCAAUAUACCCCUCAAGAACAUAAAUACAAUGACCUACUUCCUUGAGGUAGGCCCACUGUGAAAUUUCCACCACUCACCAUGAAGUGUUCAGCUGGGUAUCCAGCCUUCUUCCCAUAAAUUUUGUGGUGGCAUUUAGAAUCCUUGCCACAAUAUUUCUCCUACUUCCUCUAGUUCUCUUAACACUGUAUAUUUACUUAGUUGUGUAAAUCGUUCCCUUAUAUAUAUUUGGCUUCUGUAUUUUUUUCCAAUAACGGUGCCUCAUUUGGUAUGAUACAUUCUAGCCACAUGGGAAUACUCAGGGCCGGCUUACUUCAUUCUCCAAAAUAUGACAUAACUAAAAAUUCAGUUUGUGUAUUCUAGACUUAAUUAGAAACGAUGUAUGCCACAGCAAUAAUUAGCAAUUUACACAGAGCUCAGGAAAUGCCUUAUCCAUCCAGUUGCUUACCACACAGGCUCACCAAUGCUCAGAUGCCUGGCAUAUGUGUAAAAAGUUUAGCACCAAAGUGUACAUUUGUAACUCUGGUGCUGAAAAGGUAGAGGAAUGAUGAACCUUAGUUACAUGGCCAAACAGUCUAACAAAUUAGUGCCUUCUAAGUGCAAUGAGAGAUCCUGCCUCAGAAAAUAUGUGUAGAAGUGUUUAAGAAAAUACCAGAUGCCAACAUCCAGCUCCUGCUUGCAUAUACACAAGCAUACGCAUCUUCUCCCACACAUGAACAUGGAAACAAUAAGGUCUUACUUGUAUUGUUAACUUCUUGAUACGGGAGACUGCAUUGCAAAGGCAUGGUAAAGGUAAAAAAUGAGCACUUGUCCCUUUCACAUACUAAAAUGCCAAAACGAUGACAUUUCAAUGACCCAGUAACAGAAAGAACAGAAGUAACAACUUACACAUAAUGUUUUUCUGUUGAAAUAACUGUCAAGGUAGUUAACAUUUUAAAUUGAUUUUCUUUGGGUGGUAAGAGAUUGUAUUUCCAAGUUAGUAAGAAAAACAUGCUAACAUGCUAUAAUUCGUGUGUCAUAUUUCUCUUGUGAUAUACUUCAAAUUUGUUCAUAUAUUUUGUAAUGCUUGUGUCAUUGUAUAGUGCACAAAAUUUAAAGAUCUAUUAAAAUGCCAAUGUAAUGUGCAAUUUUCCUUACAUUGUUUCCAAGUUAAAAAUUACAGAUUUUGGCAAUUUGUAUUAAAUAAAAUGUUAUUUAAAUUA
Messenger RNA from Rattus norvegicus (Norway rat), 13109 nucleotides. It is a transcript of the gene Pramel, whose product is annotated as preferentially expressed antigen in melanoma-like. NCBI's taxonomy places the organism in Eukaryota, Metazoa, Chordata, Mammalia, Rodentia, Muridae. The record is from RefSeq and is a predicted model, not a curated record.